CCCCACGCCACUCGAACAGCUAGCCAUGGCGGACGCCACUCCCACGAAACCCAUCAGCAAAGGUUUUUCCAAAUCCGCCGUCGUCCAUGACGCCGACGCCAAGGCCAAGGCCAAGAACAAAGCCACCUUCAACGUCGACGUCGAGGAUGGGCAUGCUCGCGACACCGCGGAGCCGCCGGCCGAGCAGGGGAACUGGGGCCGGCUGCUGCGGCGCGCGUGCUGCGGUUUGGCCGCACUCACCGCGGUGGCCGCCGUGACGAUCCUGGUCCUGUCACUCACCGUGCUGAAGGUCCGGGACCCCGACAUCACCAUGGACUCCGUUACCGUCGAGCGCUUCCACGUGGACGUUGGCCUCCCGCUGCGGAUCAACGCGACGCUGUCCGGGGCGAUCGUGAUCCGGAACCCCAACUACGCGUCCAUGCGGUUCGGCGCCAGCACGACGGAGAUCUUCCUCGACGGCGUGCCGGGCCGCGUGGGCCUCGGGAGCGCGCCGCCCGGAGAGGCGUCGGCGCGGGGAGCUAGCACGGUGCGCGCCGGCAUGGACGUGUUUCUUGACAGGGUGGCUCCGGCGGUGGUCGAGGAGGUGCUGUUCGGCCGCGGCGAGGUGCGGCUCGCGAGCCGGACGGCGGUGGACGGAAGGAUCAGCGUUCUCGGCGGGCUGUACGGGCGCCGGAAGGUGCGCGUGGCCAUGCGGUGCCGGGUCGUGCUGCACGUGUCGGUGGUGGUCGUCGUGGCCGGCUCGCCGUCGUGCGUUGCCGACUUCGGGCGUUGACGCGCGUCCAAGCCGCGCGCGAUGUCGUGAUUUGCUGCGCGCGCGUGGUACUAUUUUCUUGUUGAUUUGUGAUCGUCCUAUCCUCCUCCCCCGCCGUGUGAGAUAAAUCUGACGCCCAAUGUUUAUUCUAACUUUCAGUUUGUAAUUCUUGUAUGAUCAGAGCGUACCUUUAAUUUGCCAAGCUACAUUGCACACGCUUAAAAUAUUGGAUUUCAUGUCAAAGCAUCUAGCUAGGAUGUCUCUAAUGCUGGGCAUGAACAAAAAAUUGUUAUUUUUUUAAUCAAGUUGUUCUAUUUGUA
Molecule: messenger RNA, 1071 nt
Organism: Lolium rigidum
Lineage: Eukaryota; Viridiplantae; Streptophyta; Magnoliopsida; Poales; Poaceae
Exons: 1
Coding region: 26-772 (248 amino acids)
Source: RefSeq, a predicted model, not a curated record